GGAUUUGGGAGUAAUCAGUUCCAAGUUUACACCCAUGAUAGGAGGGCCCAAAAUUAAGCCCAAAGAAACUCGACCCGUCUUCCUUGAUUAUCCAAAGGAUAAGAUAUACAGUGUCUACACCAGUGAUCCAAAGCAGCAGCAACAACAAUGGCAGCAGCUUCUUCUCUCUCCACUUUCUCUUCUCUCUCUCUAUCUUCCCCAUCCCGUUUCUCUAACUUUACAUCCCAACCCAAUCAUACAUUCUUCACCUCAAAAACCACCCACCCACCCUUCCACCUCCUCUUAAACCCAAAAAAAUUCAACCCCAUUAAGCUCAAUUCCACACCUGCCGAAACUAUUUUCUAUGACAACUCAGACCCUGAAGAAAUCUCCACUUUUGACCCCCCAGAAUGCCCCGAAGACUUCAUUGAACCGCCCUCUUUCGACGAGGGGACAAUGGAGUCGGAAGAGGAGAUUGCGAAGGCGUAUGAGGAGCUUUACGGGUCUGCGUAUAGUGGGGAGACGUUUCUGGGGAAUGAUGUAUACGUGAUGGAUGCGAAAGUGAAGAAGACGAGUGGGUUUGGGAAAGCGAAGAAGGAGAAGGCGAAGGACGGGUUUGAUGAGAGAGUGGUGCAGGUUAGGAGGGUGACGAAGGUUGUGAAAGGGGGGAAGCAGCUGCAUUUUAGAGCGAUUGUGGUUGUGGGUGAUAAGAAAGGGCAAGUUGGUGUUGGAGUUGGGAAGGCGAAGGAGGUGAUUGCUGCUGUCCAGAAGUCUGCCGUCAAUGCGAGGAGGAAUUUGAUCACUGUGCCUAUGACGAAGUACCUCACUUUCCCACACAGGUCGGAGGGAGAUUUUGGAGCUGCAAGGGUGAUGCUUAGACCUGCAGCCCCUGGUACUGGUGUGAUUGCUGGUGGGGCUGUGCGUAUCGUUCUCGAGAUGGCCGGUGUGGAGAAUGCUCUGGGGAAACAGCUUGGGAGUAACAAUGCCCUCAACAAUGCAAGGGCCACUGUUGUUGCUGUCCAGAAGAUGAGACAAUUCAGUGAAGUUGCUCAAGAACGAGGCAUUCCCAUGGAAGAACUGUGGAAAUGAACACCUUCCUUCAUGUUAUUUUGAUUUGUAUUCUUCAAGAUUUUUGUAGAGGAAAAAUGUUUCAACUGGGAUAGCUGCAGAUCCUAAUUUUUCUUCUAGUGUUAAUUUGUUAAUCGUGUAAAUUUCAAAUGCAGACUUGUCAAACAGGAUACUUCUGUAUAAUUCACAACUUCACGAUAGUUUGUCUA
Capsicum annuum is the source of this 1256-nucleotide messenger RNA. RefSeq names its product 30S ribosomal protein S5, chloroplastic. Gene Ontology annotation, biological process: translation. Lineage: Eukaryota; Viridiplantae; Streptophyta; Magnoliopsida; Solanales; Solanaceae. The coding region runs from base 148 to 1068 and encodes 306 amino acids. The record is from RefSeq and is a predicted model, not a curated record. Gene Ontology annotation, molecular function: structural constituent of ribosome; RNA binding. The transcript is spliced from 2 exons. Gene Ontology annotation, cellular component: small ribosomal subunit; ribosome.